ACAAGGAAAAAACACACAACAGAAGAAAACAAAAAAAACGAAAAGAAAAGGAAAGACGAAAAGGAAGGGGAAGUGAACAGAAAAACAGCCCCAUUUGCCAUGUCUAUGUUGACAAAACAAAGGUGGACCCUCCGAUCUCUUAUUUAAGUAGGCUUUUCUCUCAUUAGUAUUUUAUUAAGUUAUAAGCCACUCUUAUCAAAGUCUUGUUUACUCGAUCAACAACCACCUUCAUAUCCCCAUUUCUCUCAAACCAUAUAUAUACAGAGAGAUCAAGAGUUACACAUACUACUUAUAAAUUACAUAUCUUCUUGUUUGUUUAUACACUAAGCUAUAUAUAUACAUCCUCAAACUAUCACAUACGUAAUAUACUAUCUCCUUAAUAGUUGAAAUCAUGAGGCCUACUUUAUUGUUGGUAUUUCUUGUUACCUUACAUCUUCUACUAUGUGAAGCUUAUGGUGUUCGCCUUGGUAAAUUUGCCAUGAGAUCGGCUACUUCUCAACCUACCAACUUGGUUGUCCAUGAGAAUGAAAAUACUAUGAAGAGAUUAGAUGAUGAUCAGAAUUAUAUUAUUGUUGAUAAAAGGGAGAUAUCAACCGAAGUUAAAUGUGAAGAUGACGAAGAUCAUUGUUCAUCAAAAGGAAAGUAUAGAAAAUUAAUUACCUCAACCACCAUCCCAACUUCCUCUGCUAAACCCAUCCAAGAGAAUUUGGACAAUGAAGAAAAAAGGAUGAGCACCAAAAGGGAAGACGAAGCUCAAACAUUAUCAUCAUCCUCAAUUCAUCAUAACUAUCCAUCAACGGCGUAUGCUCUUGAUAAGCACCACGAGAUUGCUCCUCCGGAAUAUGAGAAUGCAAUGGACAUGACUGUAAUGGAUUACUCCCCAGCAAAGAAAAAACCUCCAAUUCACAAUUAAAAAAAAUAAGAUAAAAAUAUGCAUGUUUUAAUAUGAAAUCAAAAGCAUUUAUAUUAACUAUUUUCUCCAAUUUUCAUGGAGAAAUACAAGGAAUAUGCAUGGAAGAAAGGAGAGUUUAGAGCUGGCUAGCUAAGCUAGCAAUAGCAUAUAGUGGAUAGAGCACAAAAAGAACAGCAUUACAGAAAUGCUGCAGUCUUUUUAGGGUUUUAGCUUAAUUCUUAGGACUAUAGAUAUUGUAUAUAAUUAGCUUAGAGAUAGCUAAUGAUAUACACACUAUAUAGUUUAUUAUUUCAAUUCAUGCAUAAAGUAGGGGUUUUUUUUUUAACCUAUUUUUAAAGGGAGAGAUAUAUAUGAUUGAGUCAUAAUUAGUAUUCCCGGAUCUUGCUUAAUUAAUUAGGCUUUUCACAACCUAUAUUAUAUAAUUGAAAUAAUGUAUGAUGUAACAAGUUCAUGAAAAAGUAUCCAUAUUAAAAGCUGCUUAUAUUUUAAUGUUGAAUAUGUAUGUUCUCUAA
This is a messenger RNA of Chenopodium quinoa (quinoa), 1425 nucleotides long. RefSeq lists its product as uncharacterized. NCBI's taxonomy places the organism in Eukaryota, Viridiplantae, Streptophyta, Magnoliopsida, Caryophyllales, Amaranthaceae. The coding region runs from base 392 to 913 and encodes 173 amino acids. The record is from RefSeq and is a predicted model, not a curated record. The transcript has 5 exons.